Messenger RNA from Drosophila albomicans, 3795 nucleotides. RefSeq lists its product as uncharacterized. The record is from RefSeq and is a predicted model, not a curated record. NCBI's taxonomy places the organism in Eukaryota, Metazoa, Arthropoda, Insecta, Diptera, Drosophilidae. The transcript has 3 exons. The coding region runs from base 160 to 1575 and encodes 471 amino acids.
CCUCAGAUAAGUUUUCCAAAUAAGAACUCUGCUGCUAUUUGCUGCCAAGCCAUUUGUUUUACAAUAAAGCUUAUUUCUCAAAAAUCAAGGCUUAGAAGAAAAUCAAGAUCGGCCUGCCACGUGGGAGGCAGCGAGGUGUCUGACGCCAUAUGUCCGAGAAUGGAACAUAUUAAUACUUCAACUCAGGCUGGGAUGUCAGCCCAAACGUCGGCGGAAGGCGUAACUGCUACCAUCGGCGGUCACGGGAGGGAAAGUGUCGUCAGCGGUCACACCACUGAGGUUUUGGGUGUAGGCUACCUCAGUUGCAACAAUACUCCCACAAACAACGAUCUGAGAUUCAUGCGCGCGGGUACCGAUGUCCUUGUUGAUUCGGACCAAGAGAGCGUGGCGUCGAUUUCAUCUGCUGUAGAGGAGCGUCUUCUUCGGAGUCCACGACCUAUCGCCAGCACCUCUAAGGUUGCGAAGCGGGGCACGUUGGGCCUAAAGGAAAAAGCCAAAUACAAGGCGGCAGUCCGCAUUCAGGCGCGGUUCUGCGGCAGAGCAAACCUGUCUGUUCAAGACAAGGAGAAGCUUGCCUGGGCCGACGCUUAUUUGCGUGAUAACCGCACCAACUUUUUAAAAAUCACGCAAGUGCAGAGCGGUUUCAUCGUGGCUGCCAAUCCAAAGGUGGAGUCCAUGACAAGCAAGCGUCAACGGUCUGCUGAGAGUCCCAAGCAAGGGGCUCCAGUAAGAAAAAAGCAGCGACCGCCUGGGCCACCCAAGCCAGAACAAAAUACGGAAAAUAUUCCGAGACAGAACCCGAGAGCAACAGUUUCAGAAACUGCCAGGCGGCAUCUGGCCGUUGCUCUCAUCGACAGAGGAGACUCUAACGGGAAAAUGUCCGCAGAUCGGUGGCAGUUGACCCAUGCCAAGCUGGUGGACGCACUUUUCGUCAGGAUGGAGAACGCCCCAGACAGCCCAAUGCCUACAUUUAAAGGCGCGGGUUGGCUCAACGGGGUCAAAAUCCUAACAUGCAAGGAUGUCCCAACGUUGCUCUGGCUGAAGAAAACCGUCCCCAAGCUGGACGGCUUAUGGGAAGGAGCUAACCUGGACGUUGUAGAUAUAAAUAGCAUUCCAUCCAUGCCGAAAGCUAAAGUCCUCUUUCCUGUCGUAGUUCAAGGGGAGCGAGCACUUCAGUUGCUUAAGAAGCAGAACCCGGCCAUUCCGACGACUGAUUGGUCAGUGUUGAAGAUCGAUGAACCUUUACCAAAUAAUGGCGGGCAGCACAUGAUCCUUCAGAUCAACAAGGAGGCCGAGGACAUGCUUUAUAAGCGGAACGGAAAAAUGGCGUGGGGCGUAGGGAGCGUGUACCUACGUCUUAAAAAACGUCAUCCUACUGACAAGGACACACACACGUUGAGGUCAGGGGAAGUUGAGGCAGAUCUCGGUAUAGAGAGUAUGACCGACGCCACCCUGCAUCUCAACUUAACUGACAAGAUGGUGGAGGAGGGGGAGGAACUGUUUGUGCAGGCGGACCACACUGCGAGUGUGCAAACCUCUAAUGAGUGUGCUGCAACUCAACCACUACAAGUCUGAAAUGGCUUUGGCGGAGUACUUCCUCGCCCUUGAGCCGCUUACGCAGCUUUGAUCCAGGAACCGUAAAUUGCGUCGGACUACUAGGUCCCCGGCCUAGAAUAGCCUAACUCUUCAUCCCGUCAACGCACUGACGAUUUAACUGUUGUUUCCUGGAGAGCUGAGAGGGAUGUAUUCCGCUAAGAUUCUGUUACAACAAAUCUGGUCCUUUGGUAUUAAUGGGAGAGGUCUGAUUCUCCAAGAAACAGCUAGUCGUCGGCAUGGACGCCACCACCCACCAUAGCGUUGUGGGAAUGCCAGACAUCAAUAAAAGGGGUCUCCGUAAUUGAUUGUACCCUAGACAAUAAGUUAAUCGUAGUAUAAAAAAGGGAGGUACCCACUUACAUUGGAAUGUGUAAGAUUUCAAGAUUACAAAUGAAGGUUCCUAUGAUGAAGAUGUCUUGUGUACCUUAUCUCUGGAGGAAAUAUUAUAUUAUUAUUAUGACAUAUGAAACCCUCAGCACGUGGGUCGCUUCGCAAGUUGCUCGCCUGAGCGUGCGAGGGCAAUUCGACGAAUGACUGGGAGUGACGGCUUUUAACUAUUUCCCUCUUAAGAUCGUGGCCGGCCCCGGUAACGUCAAGUUGGGUGAUGGCCACUUUUAACUUGAUUGGUGUUGAUGCAUGGCGAUUGUUCCGAAAAAAACAAUCAUCAAUCAGCUAUCAUCCUAAAUUGACUUCUACUGAGAGUUGAUGGAUGAAAUUUAUGUUUUGCUGGAUCAUCCGAUGCAUUGAGGAUAGGCAAGUAGAGGAGUGGCGAAGCAGCGAUGACUGAAAUUUUCUCCACCAAAGAGUUGUGGUUCAAAUACCUCGUAUUGUUUAUUACGGGCUCUGCUGUCUCGUAUUAACUUCUUGCAAAAGGUGGCGAAGUUUGUAGGUUUGCAUUUGCUGACAGCAAAUAUUCCAUCGUCGUACUCCACCACUAUGUUGUCUUGGACUUGUAGGACAGUUUGGUUAUCGAAUACCGGGAAAAUUAUUGUUUUCUUACAUAUUUGCUUAACUCUAGGGUACUCAAUUAACAUGUAAAUUUCAUUAUCAGAUUGUAAUAUUUUGAUUUUGAAUACUUCCAUUAAAUUGACUAUGGGGAGUUCUGGGGAGAUUAUUUGCAAGCGUUAUUGUAAGUAUUCAAUUUUGAAUUUCUGUAAUGAGCAUCCGUAAUUAGUAUUUCAAAUAGAUUGGAUUAUUUUCUUUACUUCAUCUGAAAGUUUAUUAAUCUACCUUUGCAUUUCUGUAUUAAUAAGUAUCUAUCUAUUUCUUGAAUCAUUUAACUUAUUCUCUGCAUUCUUAUUUUAUCUAAGACUUCAGCGUCCGGGUCGACAUCGUCUCCGAUUUCCGCGACCGCAGCUUCGGGCGCGUCUGCAAGCUUAUUGUUUGCGUUUUGUUGAGCUUUAUUAUUAAAAAUUAAAAUUUUUUAAUGUUCGCGUAACUUUGAGUUCGAGUAACUUUUUAUGAUAUUCGUUACUUUUGAUACUACUUGAUUCUCGCGAAUUACAAAGGAUUUCGUUUUGUGAAUUCUUUUUUGUAACAUUUGGACAUAUAAAAAAUAAACGUAAGCUAAUGUUCAACAUUUUUCAUAUGCCCUUACCUACUUACUUACUUUAAUGAAUUCCAUAACAUUAUGUAAAAUCAUAUUGUUAGAAAAAUCGAAAAUAACAUUAUUAUUAUUGUUGCAAGAUAUUAUUCAGCAGGGCAGAAAGUGCAACCAUUUUUGAGAUAAUUUGGCAUCCCUUUUAAAUUUACUUAAAAAUAAAUAGAUUCAUAAAAAUAUUUCUUUUUAGUUUUAUACCAUUUAUAAUACGUAUAUUUGUAAUAUAUUUGGUUUUAUUCUUUUAAUCUUAAGCAUAAGCAAGAUUUUGCCUUCUUGGAUCAAUUUUAAGAUUUUUCCAUUCCAUUUAUUUUUCUCAUUGAAGUCAUAAUAAAUCCUUUGUAAAGUAUAUCCAAUCUACAAUUAUUAUUUUGAUUUAAGAUUUUGCCUUCUUCAUUCAAUUUUAAGAUUUUUUCGUUAUUGAAACAAUAUUAUAAUAUAAUUGACUUUAGUGGUGAUGAGAGUUGCUAGCAACCUUUCAGUAGCAAUGUUGCAAUCCAGCUCGUGGGCCAGAUUGUCCCAUCAAAUAACGUGGAACGUACUUAUAGCCUUAUAGCUUAUAUUAAAUAUAUUAUAUAUAGCACUACAAUUAACUAAUAAAU